This is a messenger RNA of Chanos chanos (milkfish), 849 nucleotides long. It is a transcript of the gene mffb, whose product is annotated as mitochondrial fission factor b. The transcript is spliced from 6 exons. Gene Ontology annotation, biological process: positive regulation of mitochondrial fission. Lineage: Eukaryota; Metazoa; Chordata; Actinopteri; Gonorynchiformes; Chanidae. The record is from RefSeq and is a predicted model, not a curated record. The coding region runs from base 1 to 849 and encodes 282 amino acids. Gene Ontology annotation, cellular component: peroxisome; mitochondrial outer membrane.
AUGACCGAAGCGGGCUUCUCUCCCUCUGCCGAAAUGGCAGAGAUAAACCGUAUCCACUAUGAACUGGAGUACACAGAAGGCAUUAGCCAGCGGAUGCGGAUCCCAGAGAGGCUCAAAAUUGCCCCCGGUUCCUCAGAGGACCAACUCUCCCCAGUCCUUGAGGCACCCCACAGCACUUUGAUGCAAGUGCCAGAGAGGAUUGUUGUUGCAGGAGACAGCAACGAUGCCCGAUUCAGCAGACCCAGUGAUCUGGACCUGAUCCAGUCAACUCCCAUGGAAACUGUAGAGCUGAAAGCCCCACCACGAGUCCUCACUCUAAAUGAACGGCCUUUGGACUUCCUGGAGCCCGAGCAGCCCAGCGCUCCCCCGGCACAUUCUCAGGAUGAGGUGCACACUCUGAGGUCCCGGAGAGAGCGCAGUGUGAGUGAGAACUCAGCCAUCCGUCAUAAUGGCUCAGCAAAUAAAUACGAUGCAGUCAGCCCAUCUGCUGGCCCUCCUGUUCGUGUUUGCCCCCCCCUUGUCACCCCUGAGGAUGGUCAGAAUCUGUACAGUGCCAGUGGGGUCCUCUCCUACAUCCAGAGCACCACCCGUCGGGCCUACCAGCAGGUCCUGGAGGUCUUGGACGACAGCCAGCACAGGGUUUGCCUGUUGGACACCAGUGUGGAGAGCACCCCUGAUGAUUCAUCCUUGAUGGACGCAGCAUCGUUACGACGACAGAUCAUUAAGCUGAACCGGAGGCUGCAGUUACUGGAGCUGGAGAAUAGAGAGCGUGCCAAAAGAGAAGUGGUCAUGUACUCUGUCACUGUGGCGUUUUGGCUUGUCAACACCUGGAUCUGGCUACGCCGCUAG